AUGCUGGUGACAGAGGAGGCGUGUGCUGCAGCAGUCCCAGGAGCCACCAUGCCCCAGGAGCCCCGGCAGACAGAUUUCCAGCUGGUAAGAGUCAAGAGCACGUGGAGCCGCAUCAAGAAAGGAGAAGCCCUCUCCAACGAGGAGGCUGAGGUCACCCUCUCUGAGGCAACAAUAGGUGAGUGCAUCUCCGAAGGUGGGAUUUCCUGGAUCAUUGAAGCCCCCAUCUAUUUUUGCUACAAAGUGGUAGAAACGUACAACAUCCUGGAGCCCUCUAACACCACUCUGCUCUGGGGUCACAUCACUGACCCCCAGCAAAUAGAGCUGGCCACGGCCAGCAAGAGGAAACUGAGGCGCUUCAUCGUCAUAGACGAAGUUGUCGACAAACUUUACGGCUCCAAAGUCAGAGAAUACUUUGAAGAGAACAACGUCCAGCACAAAAUCCUUGCCCUGCCGACCACUGAGGAAACAAAAUCCAUGGACUUGGUGUUGAACAUCUUGCACGAGGUCCAGAGCUUCAGCCUGGACCGGCGCACGGAGCCCAUCAUCGCCAUCGGCGGGGGCGUGUGCCUGGACAUCGUUGGCCUCGCCGCGUCACUCUACAGGAGACGCACUCCCUACAUUCGAGUCCCCACCACCCUCCUCUCCUACGUGGAUGCCAGCGUGGGGGCCAAGAAUGGGGUGAACUUUCUGCAGUGUAAGAACAAGCUCGGGGGCUACACCCCCCCCGUGGCAAGUUUCCUGGACAGGUCCUUCCUCCAGAGCAUCCCUCGGCGACACAUCUCCAACGGCCUCGGGGAAAUUUUAAAGAUGGCCCUCAUGAAACACAAAGGGCUGUUUGACCUGCUCAAGAACCAUGGAAAAUACCUACUGGACACCAAGUUCCAGUCUUGCAACAGCUUUGCUCACCAUGGGGAUGCUGCACUGCAGACUACCAGGAUUGCCAUUGAAACCAUGCUGGAAGAGCUGGCUCCCAACCUCUGGGAGGAUGACCUGGACAGACUGGUUGAUUUUGGACACCUUAUUAGCCCAGAGCUGGAAAUGAGAGUUUUGCCGUCGCUGAUGCACGGGGAAGCCGUGAACAUCGACAUGGCCUUCAUGACGUACGUGGCCCACGCGCGCGGGCUGCUGGCCGCCGAGGACAAGGAGCAGAUCCUGCAGUGCAUGCGGGGCCUGGAGCUGCCAGUCUGGCACAGCGGCUGCAGCUGGGCCCUCAUCCAGAGAGCCCUGCGGGAGCGCCUCAAGCACAGCGGGGGACAGCUGCGGAUGCCCCUGCCCACAGGCCUCGGCGUGGCAGACAUAUUCAAUGACACGAGUGAAGAGACCCUGGAAAGAGCAUACGAGCUGUGGGUCAAGGACUGCAAGAUGGGGCUGGAGGAAGAGCUGCAAGCCCAAGGUGACAAUCCUGCCCCAAGCCUGAGCUGUUUGCCACUGUAAGGCAGUGGGCAGAACUGAAUUUUAAACAAGAUAAAUCCAGAAGCACCUGUGACACUCCAUACACUCCAGAGCUGCGUGGAAUAAGCAGAAUAUUGGCAUCUAUUGUGAUUUGCCUUUUUCAAUUGCUUUGUUUGAAAGGGAAUCUAUUAUUGCUGAAGGAGUGAUUGCUCACAAGUGAAACCACAGAAUACCAGUAGUGUAGUUCAUAGCAAAUGGUCUUCUUUCAGGGAAAGUGACCAGGAUUAUUCAUUAUUUAGUUAACCCAAGCUGGUAACAGCCAUGGCCUUUGCCACUGGUGUCCCACCAUUGCUUGUGCUUGGACCCCUGACACAAGCAGGUGUAGCUGACUUAUGGUAUGGAACCACGCAAAAUUUCUAUGCUAUAUAAAAUAUUUCAAGUAGGUUAUCACCUUUACUCGUCAUUCUUUUCUUCUUGGUGUUCUUCUUGUUUUCUCAAAUUCAAAAGAGCAAAACAAAGAAGCUCAUGUGCCAGUCCUUGCACCCAGUCUAAGGGAAUAACA
This is a messenger RNA of Serinus canaria (Common canary), 1954 nucleotides long. RefSeq names its product 2-epi-5-epi-valiolone synthase-like. NCBI's taxonomy places the organism in Eukaryota, Metazoa, Chordata, Aves, Passeriformes, Fringillidae. Gene Ontology annotation, biological process: antibiotic biosynthetic process. Gene Ontology annotation, molecular function: 3-dehydroquinate synthase activity. The record is from RefSeq and is a predicted model, not a curated record. Bases 1 to 1434 code for a protein of 477 amino acids. The transcript is spliced from 5 exons.